Messenger RNA from Phalacrocorax carbo (great cormorant), 4238 nucleotides. Lineage: Eukaryota; Metazoa; Chordata; Aves; Suliformes; Phalacrocoracidae. The record is from RefSeq and is a predicted model, not a curated record.
AUGGUGUUACAUCGAGAUCCCCCUGCGGUGCCUGCUCUGCCAGGGCCGGCGGCGGCAGGGCGGGGAGAGGCGGGGGCAGGGGGGAACGGGACGGAGAGAGAGAGAGAGAGAUGGGGAGCGAGAGAGAGAGGCCGCAGCUGGGAGGAGGGACCAGCGCGGCUCUGUAACAGCUGUGCUGCCCCGGCGGCGGCCGCCGGCAGCGGGAGGAGCAGGGCACCCGGGCCGCCCGCCGCCGCCGGGGGACACCCGCGCCUCCUCGCCGCGGGGGCGGCGGAAGCGGCCGCCCGGCACCGAGCGGGGGUUGGGAGGAGAGGAGGGCGCGCCCCGCCGCUAACUUUCCCCCUCAGCCUCUCGCAGGCGGCGGCGGGGCCGGGGGCUGCCGUAGCGGCCGGCGGGGCGAGGGGCGCUGCUCCUGCGGUCAGUGCUUGGGCCGGGGAGGUGGCGACCGCGCCGGGGUGCUCUCCCGGCCACCGGGGGUUGGUUCCUAACGCGGCCGUCAGCUCCACCGCAUCGGCGGCGGGGGCGGGGGGGGGGAAGCGACCGGCCCUGCCCGAGGUCUCUAAGCCGAGGGCGGUCGCCCCUUCUCCAAGGGGCGCCGAGGCCGCCAGACCCAGCCCUCACCUGCCCAGCGACGAGCCGGAGGCCCGGGGCACCUGCGCGCCCUGCGGCCGGCCAGGCCCCGGGGGGCAGCGGGGUCCCCCGCCGCCCGGUGGGCUCCGGUUCCCCCCGCGGCUCGCAGCAGCCGGUUACAGCCCGCGGGCCGGAUCCUUCCCGCCUCCCGCUGCCGACGUGCCCGCUGAGGCGGCGGGGCGUGGGGCUGCGGCCCUGCGGGGAAAGUUCGCAGAAGUCGCGCACGCCUCGCUCCCAAACCCUGCAUUGACUUUUUGCCUCCAGAAAGCUAUUCAGCAGAGAGGCUGACUGAUUAAUUGAUUUUAAUGAAGGUCUCCCUAGGCUCAAAUUCGCAGACAGCUUUAUUUAAAAUUAAAAAGGAAAAAAAAAAAGUGAGAGAUUACUUGUCAGGAAAGCUCUUUUUAUUUUUUUUCCCACUUCUGUUUUAUAAUCAUAUCUUCUUUCCAUAUUUAUACAGUUCUACAAUAUUAUUAAUGAUUUUGGGCAAAACUGUCACUAAAAAAAAACUCACAAUCUGCAAAAGGCGCUCUUAAUUGUCCAGACAUAAGCGAUUCCACUGAUCCUGCUGAUGGGUAACAGUCCCAGGCUGUUCUCAUCUCUGUAAAAUUAAGCGUGUGCAUAAGAAUAAGGAAAGUCCUCGCCUGUUUUAUUAACUGUAUUGCAGGUGGGGAUGUGCCUGGCAUUGAUCUGGGAGCCAAAGAAUAGCAAAGCCUAAAACUGCAGUAGAGCGAUUAGUGAAUGGAAAGACAAGUAUUUGCCCAUUUGCUGAAAGCAUGAAAAAUCUUACUUCCAGGUAUCCAGUAUAUCAGAGAACCUAUCAUUCAUGGUGACAAAACAAGCUUUAUCUUGCAUAUUAUUUUAGUAAUUUUCUUUCACUUUAAUAUUUUUCUAAUGUUUUGCCUUCAUCCAAAUACAUUUUUCUUGAUGUAUGAAUCCACUCCAUUUAGUUUAUAUCAAAGAAAACAAACCAAGCACAAACCCUACUUGCCAGAAAAAUACCACAUGAAGAAGCCUUUCCUUACUUCAACGCAUAGAGCUAGAGUUUGUAAAUAGAGCUCACGUAGCCAUGAGAUGCUGAACCACAGAACUGUAACAAUAUUGUAAAUUUUAUACUUUUUAAAAAAUAAAAUGGUAGCACAGACACAUGGUAGUCCACAGUACAUUUUCAGGGUUGACUGUGGUCAACCUGUAGUCUAGAGGGAUUGGGGAACUGCUGCUGUUAGGCAUUUCAUUAAAAUGUGUCAUUAUUUUGAAUAAUACAGAGGCUUUCAGUAUCGGACAUCUGUCAAUUCAUCCACCUGUUUCAAGCAUAGCUUCUUCACAAGUUACUAUUCUUCUGAUUUCUCCACUGGUCACUAUGGGUUGACUCAGCGAAGGAGGAAUUGUUCCUGCUUGCUUAAGACCGUGAUCCUGGAAACUCAUGCCACACAAGCUGCUGUCAUGAAUAAUGCUACAAAAUCAGUGCUCCCUGGAAGGCUAGAGGUCUGAACUUGAAAAACUUGGUAGUCGCUGCCCUUGGUGCUUUGAGGAUGCCUUUUACUGAAGGCUUUAUUGAAGGAAGACUUUUGUUGAAGACACCACCCAUCUGCCAAAUACUUAAAUUGGAGAUACAAAUAACAUGCCUGUUAUCGUCACAUGGAUCGUGAGGUCUGAAUAUGGCCACUACAAUUCUGAACAAAAGAAGAGCAUCAGCUAGUGAAAAUUUAUGUAGUUCUCCAGUAGCAGCUGAGGACCUCUGAAGAGACUCUCCCCACCACCGAGCAGAUUGCUACACAUGGUUUGCUUAGAAUCACCUGUUCAAAGCCACAAACAUUGCAUCAUUGGAAGUAGAUAUUGAACAGCGAUACAAAAAGCAAAAUCUCUGGAAUACUAAAAUGGAAUAUUAAAAUGGUUCUGUGCAAAGAAUCCAAAAUGAGGUGAAUAGUACAGUACUAAGAAAAAUUAAAAAGGAAUGGGGAGAAACUAUGUGAACAGUUAUAUGAGGGAAACAUGGGAAACAUGGUCAAGCAUGGGGAUCUAACACUUCCACAGAGACAGUAUUUGCUGUUUGCCAUCCUAGACAAGGUAUGCAAGUCCGUAUCGCAGAAAAUAAGAAUGCCCAUUGAAAGUAAGCGCCGAGACAAUCCAAAGGCUCCCUCAUUUCAUUCUGAGGAAUGCAUAGUCGUGAAGGCUUCAAGCAUUCCUCUGAUGCCUUUCAAUGUCUAUUGCAUCUUAAAUCUUGUGUUAAAAAAUAAAAGUUGGCAUGUUUCCACAAAAUCUAUCCUUUUCCUCAUCUGCAUAAGAAUGUAUAAGGGUUGAAAGCUACGAUAUACUUAAUUACUUUAAACCCCCACUCAUUUUGUGUAUAUUCUGACUUGUGUACACCCACUGUCUUCAGUGUGAUUUUAGGUAUUCAGCACUUUGCAGAAUUUCAUCUGUAAACAGCUGCUGAAGCUCCCGCUUUACAUAAACAAAAAACUACUCAUCAUAGUCUCAGAAAGUCAUGGGUCUGCUUUAUAAACAAACAAACAAAAAUACUUAUGCAUAAUGCAGUAUUUGGAAACAAACUUGGACAUUACUCACUCUUCAGAACGUUUCUUGAUUUAGUUGUCUCAUAUGAAACAAAAGAAGCUAACAUGCUUCUACAUUAGAUGCCAGGACCUCCUAGUGAGGAAAGGCUUUAAAUAAAAGAGGAUAGAUUGGUGGUGUUUUAAUAAGGAUUAUAAAGCACUGGCAGAAUGCUGAAGUGUCUCACCUCUGAUUCCCAGCUUUUACAUCUGCAUCUUGCAAACUGACCAUAUUUCAGCCUAAGCGUAUCACUGUCCAACAACAACUUUUACAAACCACGGUAUGUAAAAGAAAAAACAGUGUUCCAAGGGCAUAGAGAUACUAGAUCUUACAGAAGAAAAAGAAAAAGCAUAUCCUAAGCCCUACUUGUUUUCAGUUUCUUUCUAACAAAACUCUUAAUGGAACUAUAUCUUUGUAAUAGAGUCUGUGUAUAUCUACAGAUAACAAUCCCAAUGUCUUCAGUUAUUUUUCUCACUUCUCUGUGUUUAUGUUAUAACUAGACCAUGGCCAGCCCGACAAAAGCGUCAAAGGACAUAGCGAAACAAGAAUCCUUACUCCUGCUUUUCUCCUGUACAGGGACCAAACAGAACAGAUAUUAUUUGCAAGAGCUCACUCACUUCUUUUUGCUCUUGUUUGGAGUUCAGAUUACUUGUGCUUAGUUUAUUCUCUGUACCAAUCCAUCUUCCGGAAUAUAAUUUGAACACCCAAAAUUGUGCCAGAAAAAAAGACUUGGGGGGAUUAAUAAACAAAAAUCUUUCUUAGCUUUUCUCUAAAAGAGGUUCAUUAGUGCAUACAUGUGAUGAUUUUUUUGUUCUAGAUCUAUUUUUAAUACUUCAUUUUGUAUAGUUUUGGAGCAUACAGCUGUGUGAAUCCAUCAAAGAAUACAGUUAGAGGCUUCUUACAUGUUUAACAGAUGUGACUCGUAAUGAUGGUAAAAAUGUACUUAGAAGCAUUGGCAGGUUCACAAUUUGCCUUCAACUGGUUUGUGUGGCACAUUUGCAGCUUAGCUGUAGCUUGAGAUUGUAUGAGAAACUGCAUGUUCACAUUGUGUUGUCUUGGAA